AUGGUCUUCUCCACCGCCGUCGCCCUCGCUCGUCGCGCCCGUCGCGUCGGCUUCAACGUCCUCACGACAAAGAUGGCCAAGAAGGGUUUCUACAAGGGUAAGGGCGCCAUCUCACCCGGCACGCGCGACAAGUACGGUCGAUUCGUCCUCGUCCCGUGGAAGCGUCCCGAGUACGUCGUUCCCUCCGUAGACGCCGUGUUAGCGAUGAAACCCUACGUCGAGCGCGCGCGACCGGAGUCGUGA
This is a messenger RNA of Ostreococcus tauri, 243 nucleotides long. Its product is annotated as Ribosomal protein L27/L41, mitochondrial. Gene Ontology annotation, molecular function: structural constituent of ribosome. Lineage: Eukaryota; Viridiplantae; Chlorophyta; Mamiellophyceae; Mamiellales; Bathycoccaceae. Gene Ontology annotation, cellular component: mitochondrial large ribosomal subunit. The coding region runs from base 1 to 243 and encodes 80 amino acids. The transcript has a single exon. Gene Ontology annotation, biological process: translation. The record is from RefSeq and is a predicted model, not a curated record.